Messenger RNA from Carya illinoinensis, 1058 nucleotides. RefSeq names its product GATA transcription factor 15-like. The record is from RefSeq and is a predicted model, not a curated record. Bases 413 to 814 code for a protein of 133 amino acids. Gene Ontology annotation, molecular function: zinc ion binding; sequence-specific DNA binding. Gene Ontology annotation, biological process: regulation of DNA-templated transcription. The transcript has 3 exons. NCBI's taxonomy places the organism in Eukaryota, Viridiplantae, Streptophyta, Magnoliopsida, Fagales, Juglandaceae.
AUCUUGAUCUGCUGCGGCUGGUGCGUGUGUCGGUCCUCUCUCUCUCUCUCUCUCUCUACCCCCCUCUCUCUCUCUCCCCAAGCUCGCAUGUACACAGUCCUUCGCAUUCCCUCACUGCAUGUCGGUUUCUUUUAGAUUCUCAUACUUUCCGAUUCAACAACCAAUAGAUUCUCCUUCCCUUUCUCUCUCUCACUCUCACUCUCUCAUUUAUAUUGAGGAAGAAGCGUCAUUUCUUUUGGUGCUUUCUCGCUCUGAUUUGAUGUAGUGGUGUCUCUGAUCUCUUGUUUUGAUCCGAAUAGUUCUUCGUUUCCUCCGAGUAUCGUAGGGGGUUUAAGGAGUCGUCCACUUUCAGAUUCUUAUUCUGCUAUCGUAACUGGGUUUGAUUCGGAUCUUUGUAAUAGAUUGCGAAAAGAUGGAAGAUCUGAGCGAUAAAGGAUCGGAGUCCGAGGUCGUGAAUACCAAAAGCCCAAAUGGCUGGGUUUCAUCCGAAGAAAGCCACAUAAAAACCUGCGCCGACUGCGGGACCUCCAAGACUCCUCUAUGGCGAGGCGGCCCAGCAGGUCCCAAGUCACUGUGUAAUGCGUGUGGGAUCAGAAGCAGGAAGAAGAGAAGGGCUGCUCUGGGUUUGAACAAAGAGGACAAAAAGCCCAAGAAAAUAAGUUUUUGUCGAAGUAAUAAGAUAGGGGAUAAUAUGAAGCAGAGGCUGAUGAUGGCUUUGGGAAGAGAGGUGUUGAUGCAGAGGAAGAAGUUGGGGGAGGAGGAACAAGCGGCUGUGCUGUUGAUGGCUCUAUCUUCUGACUCUGUUUAUGCUUAGGUCUUCAAAAAAAAAAGAGAAAAAUGAAUGGUAGAAAUUUUAGGAGCUGGAUGUGGGAUCCUAACCUUAUUGCAAGUGUAUCUUCUUCUAUUAAUCACAGUCAUUUUAGGUGGAAUUUUUCAUUGUUCUGUAGCUACUUUUAGUAUUGUCACUAACUGUUCUUUUGGGACAAAAUGGUUCGAGUGUUUCAACUUCCAACAAGUGUAGCUCUGUAAGAAUUGGAAAUUGAUCCUAUUUUUGCUUA